This is a messenger RNA of Syngnathoides biaculeatus (alligator pipefish), 2367 nucleotides long. It is a transcript of the gene lingo2, whose product is annotated as leucine rich repeat and Ig domain containing 2. Gene Ontology annotation, molecular function: protein binding. Lineage: Eukaryota; Metazoa; Chordata; Actinopteri; Syngnathiformes; Syngnathidae. The record is from RefSeq and is a predicted model, not a curated record. The transcript is spliced from 5 exons. Gene Ontology annotation, cellular component: plasma membrane. The coding region runs from base 516 to 2357 and encodes 613 amino acids.
AUCCCAUAAACAGGAAACAUUAAUGGGACGCUAAGUUGCCCCCAGGUGUGAUUGUGACUCUUGUCCGUCUGGCAACCAGUUCAGAAAGUCUCAAGCACUUUACCCUUGUUAGGAUAUGCAGCGAAGAAAAUGGAUGAAUUAAAGAAAGAAAGAAAACGUUCUUCCUGGGUUCCAUGUUCGCAACACCAGAACCAAUGUUUCACCUGCGCAUUCAUCGCAGAAGGACGCAGUGUUGGUUCACUGUUAAAAGCAAGAAAGAAAAACAAAUAUCGGUUCCGGGUCGCAGUGGUCAUUUCGCUGCUUCUCCUUCACUACACCCCCGGUCAGGAACCUGCCAGCGACGUCCCACGCGGCCCAGGUCUUGACUCGACGUCUUUAACGGUCGAAGAGAAUUCCGACGUUGGGAAGCCUCGCAGAUUAAGACCGAGAAUCGAGGACACUACAGCGAAGGAGGCGAGAAUAAGUGCGGGCCAUGGCUGAGGGGAUAAUUGCGUCUCAAAGUGAGCUGUGACAGAAUGGUGGACUGCCUGAGCAAAGUCAUGCCACACACGGUCAUCUCGGGCUGGCAGCCGGUCCUGGGACUGGUCCUGCUGGCCGUCUUCGUAGGCUCCGCCCUGGGCUGCCCCUCCCGCUGCGAGUGCUCGGCGCAGACCAAGGCCGUGGUGUGCCACCGUAAGCGCAUGCCCACCAUACCCGACGGCAUCCCGGGUGAGACCAGAAUCCUGGACCUGAGCAAGAACAAGCUGACCAUGAUCAACCCCGAUGAUUUCGCUGCCUUCCCGGGCCUGGAGGAACUGGACCUGAGCGGGAAUAUCAUCAGCUACGUGGAACCGGGUGCCUUCAACGCCCUGUUCGGCAUGCACUCUCUCAGCCUGAAGAGCAACCGGAUCAAGCUGAUCCCGCUCGGCGUCUUCUCGGGGCUGUCCAACCUCACCCGGCUCGACGUGAGCGACAACAAGAUCGUCAUCCUCCUGGACUACAUGUUCCAGGACCUGCACAAUCUUAAGUUUUUGGAGGUGGGCGACAACGACCUGGUUUACAUUUCCCAUCGCGCUUUUAGCGGACUUUUGAGCCUGGAGACGCUGACCCUGGAGAGGUGCAACCUGACCGUGGUGCCCUCCGAGGCCCUCUCGCACCUGCACAACUUGGUUAGCCUGCACCUGCGGUACCUCAGCAUCAGCACGUUGCAUCCGUACUCCUUCAAAAAGCUGUUCCGCCUGCGCCACUUGGAGAUCGACAACUGGCCCUCGCUGGAUCACCUGCCGGCAAAUACCCUCCACGGCCUCAACCUCACCAGUCUGUCCGUCACCAACACCAACCUGUCGUCUUUUCCCUACCAAGCCUUGAAGCACUUGCCCUUCCUGAUGCACCUCAACCUGUCCCACAACCGCAUCCGGCACAUCGAAGGCGGGAUGCUGAUGGACCUGGUCCGCCUUCGGGAGUUUCACCUGGUCGGCGCGCAGCUUACCGCCAUCGAACCGUACGCCUUCCAGGGCCUCCGGGGACUCAAAGUACUCAACGUGUCGCACAACCGACUCGACACCCUGGAAAAGGGGGUCUUCCAGUCCCCGGAAGCUUUGGAGGUCCUCCUCAUCGACGACAACCCGCUGGUGUGCGACUGCCGUCUCAUGUGGAUCUUACAGAAAAGGCACUCCAUCUUGUUCGGGGAUUCCCAGCCGGAGUGCAACACGCCCGAGGGGAUCCGGGGCAGGCCGUUCCAGGAGUUUAAGGAAAGUCUGCUGUCCUACUACGUGACCUGCACCAAGCCCAAAAUCCGCGAGAACAAGACGCAAACCGUGACGGUGGACGAGGGCCAGCAAGCUCUGCUGCACUGCAGUGCCGAGGGCACGCCGAGGCCCGUCGUGUCCUGGGUGUCCCCGCGGCGCCGCAUCCUGACGGCCAGGAGCCACGGUCGGCUGACGGUCCACAACAACGGUUCUCUCGAGAUCAAGUCGGCGGAGGUCCAAGACGGCGGCAUCUAUCUCUGCCUCGCCUCCAACACGGCCGGAAACGACACCCUGAUGACCUCGCUGGCCGUCAAGAGCCUGGGCUCGCUGUACGCCAACAGGACCCAGUACUACACCGACCCCAACAACGCCACUGCCAACGGGACCGCCAACGUCGCCCUGGGCUUGGACCUAAAGACCAUUUUGGUGUCGACAGCCAUGGGUUGCUUCACGUUCCUGGGGAUGGUCUUAUUUUGCUUCCUGCUCCUGUUCGUCUGGAGCCGAGGCAAAGGAAAACAUAAAAACAACAUCGACGUGGAGUACGUGCCUCGAUCCAAGUCCAAUGGCACCAACGUGGACUCGGCCGACAUCCAGGCCGGUCCACAUCGUUUCAACAUGAAAAUGAUGUGACUUGUUUUAU